CCUCCCCUUCCUUCCCGCCGGCGGCGCGCGCGCUUCCAAAGGCGCGGGAAGCUGCCCUGAGGGGCCGGGCCGGCGGGGCGGGGUCCCGGGGCUCCCGCGGGAGAGGAGCUGCGCCAGCGGAGCGAGGGUGCAGGCGGGAGCUGCAGCGUCGCGCUUUGUCUUUUUCGUGUGCCCGGCUCGCUGAUACGUGCUAUGUGCAGCCCUCCAUCCGUACAUAAAUAUAUAACCUCUACAUCGGUCUCGGCGAAGGAAGUACACACACAGAAAGCUGAUUUGUAUCGGGGACGAAUUUUCACUGACUUUAUCCUCGGUUUUGUAUUCAGCAGCAUAUAAUAAACAGCGAAAUGUCCUCAAAGAAGAAAAUAAAGAAGAGUCAUACCAGCUCUAAGCUAAAGGAGCACAAAGCCAACUCCAGUCUUCGUUGGAAAUCGGUUCCUCUUGAGGAACCAGAUGUCUCAAGGAUAUUGAAGGUAGCAGGAACAAAUCAACUUGAGGAGCUUGAUGAUUCCUUUGAUCACCCUUUGCACAGUACUGCUGUGGAUGCUUAUGGAGAGGAACAGUCACAAAACGCAUCACUCAGUUGUGUUUCGGCACCACAAAGGCAAAAUGCAGACAGCAGUAAAAAACGGCGUCACUCAAAGCCUUCCAAUGGUGAUGUUCGGAAAUUCAACACGGCUGAUGCUGGAGUGGAACCCCUUAAGGAGGCUGUGAAGACUCUGAAUACUACUCAAUUCCAGACAAAAAAGAAGCAGCCUUCAGAGGAGAACACAUCAGAUCCUUCUGUGGAUAGCCCACAUUCUCUACAGGUUUGGUGUCCCAAAGACCUGAAGAGAUCUGCUGGAGAUAUUACAGAACUGGAUGUUGUUCUGGCCAAAGUUGAGAAGAUAGCAGCAAAUUACAGACAAAGCAUUGAAUCAGACAUUUGCAGAAAGGCUAUCAGUGACUUCUCUUCUGCUUUCAAGGACCAAAUCACUGAUCUUAUAGCAGGAGUCCAGGAAUUAAAGAACAUGAAGAAAAAGAAUGCUAAGGCAAUAAUAAACAUCAAAAAGAAAAGCCAGCAACUGGUGCAACUCAGAGAAGAGCUAAUUGGAGCUGAACCACAACUGACACAACUACAAAGAGAAUAUGCUGAGGUACAGGAAAGGAAAUCUUCCUUGAGGCAAACAAUUGAAUUAAUUACUGAUUUAAAGGAGCUACAGCAAGACUGUUUGGAUUAUAGAGAAGAAAACCCAAAAGCAAAAGUGGUAUAUGGAACUUCCAGCCUCCCUGCACUUCUGGUGGAGUCUCGGAGAAUUCUAGGAGCAGAAAGGCACUUUGAGAAUAUCAAUAUGAAACUGGAAGAGGCUCUGGCUGUACAAAAAGAGCGGAGAUCAAAUCAAAAUUAAGUGUCUUUUUAAGACUUGUUUAAUCAUUGUUACUCUUAUUUUGUUUCAGUCUUUAAAAGAAGUCAAUUACUUAAGAUUGUAUCUUUCUACUGUCAUAUAGUCUCAGAAUAUCAAUGAAAGGAAAUAGCAAUCCCAGUACAUGUAAUAAAACUUUUCUGUACUCUGAA
Molecule: messenger RNA, 1552 nt
Organism: Corvus hawaiiensis (hawaiian crow)
Lineage: Eukaryota; Metazoa; Chordata; Aves; Passeriformes; Corvidae
Gene: CENPU
Product: centromere protein U
Exons: 12
Coding region: 345-1385 (346 amino acids)
Cellular component (GO): nucleus
Source: RefSeq, a predicted model, not a curated record